Nannizzia gypsea CBS 118893 is the source of this 231-nucleotide messenger RNA. RefSeq lists its product as hypothetical. The record is from RefSeq and is a predicted model, not a curated record. Lineage: Eukaryota; Fungi; Ascomycota; Eurotiomycetes; Onygenales; Arthrodermataceae. Gene Ontology annotation, biological process: protein import into mitochondrial matrix. Gene Ontology annotation, cellular component: mitochondrial outer membrane translocase complex. The transcript is spliced from 4 exons. The coding region runs from base 1 to 231 and encodes 76 amino acids.
AUGCAGUUUUCCGAAGAGACAAAGGAGCGCAUCUCCAAGGUCAUCGACGUUUCGCGGGUUGCUAUUCACUAUGGAUAUCUUCCAUUGAUUGUCUACCUUGGAUACACAUAUAGCGAGCCACGACCGGCUCUUUUCAAGUACGAUAUCAACCUCCGGAUUCCUAUUGACCUCUCAAACUUACGCGGCUUCUCGUUAGACUCCUCUCUCCUCUCGCAUAAACCUCUACGAUGA